Candida dubliniensis CD36 is the source of this 285-nucleotide messenger RNA. Its product is annotated as putative retrotransposon Tca4 polyprotein. The record is from RefSeq and is a predicted model, not a curated record. Lineage: Eukaryota; Fungi; Ascomycota; Pichiomycetes; Serinales; Debaryomycetaceae. The transcript has a single exon. The coding region runs from base 1 to 285 and encodes 94 amino acids.
AUGUCACAUAUGUCUGAGAGUAACUCCAUUACAUAUGAUGACACAUUCUUAUCACCUUUGGAUAACCCAAAUAUCCACACAAUUAUCCAUGAGAGACGAGAAGACAUAGAACAUGUCAUAAAUGAGAACCGUCCAAAUACAAUAUUUGAAACUCAUGUCGAACCUCCUCGUACAAUUUCAUCGUCGGGAAUUAUCGAUCAUACAAACUUUAGGCAUAGAGCUGAUCCCACCUGGCAAGUUAUCCCUGAUGCUGUCAACCAUCUACCGCUACCCGCCCAUUUUUGA